AUGCGGAUAUUACCAGAUAGUUCUCUUUUAAAAGGUUAUGAAUUUCUGAAAUGCUGUAAUACAAAGGAAUAUUUUUGUCAGACAGAUUGUCCAGGAUUCAAGCAGAAAAGCAUUAAGGCUGACACCAAAGAGGAAUUUGUUAAAGUUAGAAGGAGGGAUUUGGAAAGGCUGACAACUGAGGUUAUGCAAUUGCGGGAUUUCUUACCCAAAAUAGUAAAUGGGGAUAUCCUGGGGACAUUGCAGAAACUGGAUGCUAUUGAAUCAAACAUGGAGAAAAAGGAGGAGGAAAUAGAGCAGCUAAAAAUGGAUUGUGAACACUUCAGAGCCCGUCUGGAAACAGCCCAGGCAGAUUGCAUGAGGGAGAAGAAGGAGAAACUAGACCUUCGCCAGCAGCUGAAUGAGGCCAAGCAGCAGCUCCUGCAGCAAGCAGAGUAUUGCACAGAAAUGGGUGCAGCAGUGUGCACAUUGUUAUGGGGUGUAUCUAGCAGUGAGGAAGCUGUUAAAACCAUUCUAGGAGGAAGUAAAGCAAUAAAGUUUUUCACAAUCGCUGCACAGACCAUGGAGAGCUUUGUGAAGUCAUUAAGUGAAGACAUGAAACAGCAGGAUCUGGAUUCUGAUGAAAAUCAGUUUGUAUUAGCUUUGGCAGGGAUUGUAACAAAUGUGGCUGCACUGGCAUGUGGCCGUGAGUUCUUGGUUAGUUCAAGUCGUGAAUUACUGGACACAAUGAUGCACCUCCUGGGAGACAUGAAGCCAGGACUCUGUACCAAGUUUAAAGUGCUAAUGCUAAUGUCACUUUACAAUGUGAGUAUCAACUUGAAAGGCUUGAAGUACAUCAGUGAAAGUCCAGGUUUUAUUCCUUUGCUUUGGUGGCUAUUGAAUGACCCGGAUACCGAAGUUUGUCUUCAUGCUCUGCGGCUCCUCCAGUCUGUGAUUCUAGAGCCAGAAGUAUUAGCCAAGUCAGCCUCUGAGAUGCGUGAUACUUUGCCAUUUCAGCGUAUCAUUGCGCUGUCAAAGAGCCGCAAUGCAGAACUGCAAGCACUUGCAAAAGAACUACUUGACGAUCUUAAAAUACUUGAGUUUGAAGCAUAG
Molecule: messenger RNA, 1089 nt
Organism: Haliaeetus leucocephalus (bald eagle)
Lineage: Eukaryota; Metazoa; Chordata; Aves; Accipitriformes; Accipitridae
Gene: HSF2BP
Product: heat shock transcription factor 2 binding protein
Exons: 9
Coding region: 1-1089 (362 amino acids)
Cellular component (GO): cytosol
Source: RefSeq, a predicted model, not a curated record